AUGGAUCCCAAUGCGGAGCAGGACAACCAGCCUUCCGGUCGAUACCAUGCGACGGACUGGAGAAACACCAUUACACCCAUCGUCACAGCCAUCGAGAAGAACGACGGCUUCUCUUACUUCAAGGUCACGGGCCUGCCCUCCGGAAAGAUGCGACAAAUUGCAAGUGUCGCAAGUCUCGCCACUGAAACACUCGGGAAAAGACCCAUCUUCAUCGUGCCUACUCGUCUGGAGAGCGAGUUUGUCUGGCUAAAUGGAGAGGAAAAGUCGUUCUUCGAGGCUAUGGACGAAGCAGGCACGACCAUCAUUGUCAAGCUUGAUGGCCAGCGCACCCUACACUCAGACUUCGGCCAGGUCGUCAUUCGCGACCACAUCUACCACCACUUUUUCGAGAAGACCAAGGGCUGGGCUUGCACCCUCGUGGUGAUGUCCUCGUUCGGAAUGCACAAAGGCCAAGCACUCGGAAGGCUGGCCUUUGAAUCCAUCGACCUGGGCUACACCUUGGCCGCUUGCGAAGAGGCCGAGGCCAAGCUCGAUCUCCCCUUUGAGAGAUUUGUGGCCGGAACCGACAUUGGACAGGCGACUAUCAAGCUAAUGCAAAGGGCCAUCAGUGAAGGUGAGACGGUCACGAUACUAUCCUUCGCCACGCUCGAGAACGCCGUCGAGGCCAUAAUAACGGCGCACGAAGCCGGCUGGCAAGUGUUCCACCUGAAAUCGCCUGCAGAUCUCAGAAACCUUCAACGCCAAUGUCGAUUAAUCCCACAGAAAACGUCCAUGUUCGUGAUCUCAGACCUGACCCCGGGCCUGACGACAUGCAGCGUGGACCUGCCCAACCUCAGAUACAUUAUCGCCACUGAUCGUGCGUGGAGGUUCUACUUCGAUGAUGACCAUUGCCAGACGAUGAAAGAUAUGGUCGGGCUCUCGCGCAUGGAACUGUACCAUCAGAUCGGCUACCUCCGCAAGACAACAGACCCGCGAGCGGUCAUUUAUGGCGACUUUGACCUUUCCACGGCGCUCAAGACGCGACCCUGGAGACCCGAACCGGCGUCCGAGGACCAGACGCCUUUCGAGUUCCUUUACACUUUUGCCAACAUGUGCUCUGACAUGGCCAUGGAGGAUGUUGCGAUCGAGAUGCCCUACCAAUACGACGUGCUCGACCACGUGCACCGAAUGCUCACGUUGAUGGGUAUCCUCGAGGAGGGAACUACGCCGGGUGCCUACAAGGUGAAGGAUGGCUGGCCCGAAAAGAUUGCCGACUGCCUUGUAGGUGGUGAUGCCGAAGUCAACGUCGACUUCUUCUCUGCAGCCAUGCUCGCUCAGACUUUCCACGGCUUCGAGAACGGCACACUGGACGAGGACGAGACCAGAGUGCUCAUCCGUCUGGCCGCCAUCAUGGAUGUCGCAAUAUCUUGGACCGCGGACGAAACGAGUCCCCCGUUGAUCAAAUUCAAAGGCCCGGCCGCAUCGUUCAAAGACGAGAGCUUUCCCUUGAUCCUUGACGUCUGCGGCGGCAUCACCAAGGAGUUGUUCCCGUUCGGAGCCUUGUGGCAGAUGCUGGGCAUCUGGGACACUUACCGGGUGAAGAUGGUAGACUUCAUGUCGUUCAACCACGGAGUCAACCGUCUCCUUACAACCGUCCCUGUGAACGAUGUCGUGGAGAUCAACCCGGGGCUGGCCGAGGAAGUCUACGGACUUGUUCUCGCUAUCGAGAAGGCAUUGAACAUGCAGAGUCAAUCCCCCUUUGAAGGGUUGCCUAGUCUCAGUGCCGACAAGGUGCACCAUAUCGAGGUCACCCUGGCAAGAUCUUGUCUGGCCCAUCUCGCGUUCUUCACACAGGAGCGUGAAAACGGGGCCUUUGACUACCGCUGCGUCGCGGCCGACUCUCAUGUCACCGUGGACAGUCGCAAGCCUAAGCCAGCCUGGAAUUGGAUUCUCGAGCCAGAAGACUAUGGCAAGAAAUUCUACCUUUUCUACCACCAUUUCAAGUGGGCUGACGACGGGGUGUAUGGCGCCAUUCAUUUGCCAACGGCCAUCUCCACGAUCGCACUCAAGGAGGCCGUCGGCAAUCGGUCGCUUGAAGACUUGGCCUCUCGGUUUCCGCAGGUUGGCAUGUUGCACAGAAGACGCAUGUAG
Molecule: messenger RNA, 2130 nt
Organism: Colletotrichum aenigma
Lineage: Eukaryota; Fungi; Ascomycota; Sordariomycetes; Glomerellales; Glomerellaceae
Exons: 2
Coding region: 1-2130 (709 amino acids)
Source: RefSeq, a predicted model, not a curated record